Nematostella vectensis (starlet sea anemone) is the source of this 3161-nucleotide messenger RNA. RefSeq lists its product as uncharacterized. The transcript has 2 exons. The record is from RefSeq and is a predicted model, not a curated record. Lineage: Eukaryota; Metazoa; Cnidaria; Anthozoa; Actiniaria; Edwardsiidae. Bases 376 to 948 code for a protein of 190 amino acids.
CAAAUCCAUCGUUGAUUCAAUGCCAUACAAUAGUGAUCACAAAUUUGCAUUGCAAUCCUUAGAGGUGAUAAAGUCCCGAUUACUAGUAAAUUUAUCUUUCCACUUUAGCAACUAAACAGGUUUUAUCAUAAUGGACGACUCUAAGCUAAAAGUAUAAGUGUGUGGACCUCCAGGGCGGUUUCUUUACACAAUAAUUCAUUAUCUUAUGUUUCACGCAAGAUUUCAUGUCAUUUGGAUUAGGAAUGAUGGGUCCUAAGGGUUCUAAAGAUGUUAUGAGCCUUUUAUCAACAAAUAGGAAUCCCUUCCGAAUUACAUUCAGUAAGCCCUCGGGCUGAGAGAGCAUCAUAUUUCAGAAAUUGACUUGCAAGCGAAAGCAUGGAAAUGCGAUGGGCUCAUCAAAUUUUGAGAUGGAAAGCUCAGUCAAUGCAAGCAAGAAUGGAGACUCAAAGAAGAGAAAAUCAUGAAGGGGUUGCUGGAAAUAAGAAAGCUAACGAGUCUUCCUUUUAUCCUCUGGGAAGUAACGCCGACGAAAAUGAUAUCUGUGAACCAGAAAGGAGAGAAAAGAGCGAAGAAACACGAAGAAAACGGAUUCCGAUGCGAGCAUUAGUAAAGAUGAAACUUCUUGGAAGAAAAACGCGGACGAAAUACCAUAGCAAGGAAAACAAAAACCAGGACGAAGAAAAUAAGUCUGAGAAAUUGGAACAUGGAAAAUCAGAUAGAAAGAUGGAAGCAAUGAAACAAUAUGUCCCUCUUUCCAAUAUGGGAUUCAUAACUGGAACAGACGAGGAUGAAAACAUGCCAGACAAUGUCGAUUACAAAGGGGAAAGACGCCGAAUGGCUAUUUGCGAAGAAUUGGAAAGGGAAAUAUUCUUUUGGGGGCAAGACUUGUACACACUUCGUAGCCUUCUUGUUGUACAGUACAAGCUUAAUGGGUUUGGGUUGUUAUGAAUUAUUAAGUUGGUGUGAAGUUUGUGACAGGAGUCACAAAUAAUCCGAGAGAUGAGACGCCUUUUUAUCAUGGCUCUCGAUGAGUGGGAAGUUCGACUUGGAAGCUAAAUCUGUGGCUUUCAUUAACAAACCGAAGGGAAGGAACAAAACCACUGGAAAUAACAAAUCGCAAUUGGUCGCACAAAUAACAUAAAGUAACUAACACCUCUUUCAAAGGUCUAUGCGAUUGCAGUAAAACUGACGCUAUCAAAACGCAACACUAACUGAUAGAAAAACUUAACGGCGAAUUUCGCCCAAGGCAUUGCUUUGUAAGUUUCAAAAAAAGCAAAACAAGAAGUUGACAGGAUUUUCAUGAACCUCUAUAAUAUCAAAUUAUUGCAUUUGCAUAUCUUUCAUCUUGCUCUUUCUCCGUUCGUGACGGAAAAAUGUCUAAUUUGUUGAAUUGUGUUUCACCCUGUUUGUUUUACGCAGCGUGAAAUAGCCAUUUAAGACCUAAUUAAUUUCUGCCAAACAAAUUAUUUCUUUUACCAAUUGAUAUGAAUGAAAUUUGCGGGUGAACUUCUAAGAUUUGGAAAUUGUGAUUAAUCAAAUUUGUACAAAAAACCGUCCAACAUUUUCUUUUAAAUAAAGGUUUUGAUGGAUUGUGACAUUAGCUUCUGUUACGUUAUUUCUUAUAUACCUUUGUUAUAGUAAGAGAUAUUGCCUUGCUAAAAAUUCGAGAUAUCCGACUCUGUUCUAUUUAAAAAAGAUAACUAUGAGAUGGAUUUGAAGUUGAACUUGACGGACAUGGUUUGCGCGUCAAAAUAUAAACCAUCAAAAUAUACAAACAUUUUGCUGACUCAUACUUAUUGAACUAAAGUUGACGCAAGAUUUGUAGAAUUUUGAAAGCAGAUGUUUCUUGCUGGUUAAGUAAAUGUAAAAUCUAUAAGUUACUUUUUACAUUUUCAGGUAACGUCGAAAAGAAAUACUUUCAAAACAUUUUCAGAACUUGUCACAACAGGAAUUUGUUUUUACAAAAUAUCCCGUAUGAUUGUCAUUGAUGUUUUGGCUUAUUUUAAAGAAUGUAACUUUUAAUAAUAUUCUGGAAAAUAAUGUUAGUCGCGCAUUAAUCUAUACUUUUAGCCAUGAAUAUGGGAAUAAAACAUCCGUCGGAGACGUGUCUCAAGGAUAUUACAAUUAAGUGCUUUUAAAGUGUUUCAAGUUUGUCUGAAAGUAGAUAAAGUUUAUUUCAGCGCGAACAAAGUUUAUUACAAAGUGCAUCAAGUUUAACUUAAAGUGCGUCACGUGUAAAUUAAGCUGCGUCACGUUUAUCACAAAGUGCGUCAGUUUUAACUCAAAGUGCGUCAAGUUUAUCUAAAAGAGUGCGUCCAGUUUAAUUCAAAGUGCGUCAAGUUUAACCUUUAUCUAACUAUAAGUUCUCGUGGAGAAGUGAAGUGCUCGAGCUCAUAGAUUGAUUGGUCAUUCAAUUGCAAGGGUAAAAUCAAUAUUCUUUUAGAUUUGUGUGGAGCAGUUCGCACAUUUUCCAUAAGCCAGGUUUAUGCAAGACCCCCUUUUCUUUGCAGCCACUGUCUUGGCUGAUCACUAACCCUUUUAUGGUUUCUCUGUUUGUUUUAUAAGAGAAGUAGAACAAAAACAAAUUGCUUGUAGUCUUAUUUUAUUAAACAAAAGAAAUUAUUUAAUUGAAGGCAUUGUAUGUCUAGAAAAGGAAAGGUGAAGUCUGAUAACCAUAAUAAACAAUCUGAUUAGCUGUGGAGGGGAUGUGCAGUCAUAGAUAUUAUGGAAAGUAAGUAUAUUUUUAAAAAAGGUGGUUGAGGUGGUUGAGUGGGAGGGGCACAACCCGUGUGCCCACCCCGAGCUGCAUGCCUGUACAUACCCAGUAAGCUAUUUGGGUCUAAGUGGUGGCCAUGAUAAUAGCUACUGAAAAGAUUACUGCCCAUGCAUUAACAUUUAGUGAACUAUACAGAAUUUUUGAUCUCCUGCUUCUCAAUAACAAUAGCUUCUGCAUGUAAGUACACUGCAGUAUUCACUGAAGCCCACUGAUUUCUAAAGAAUCUAUGUGUCUCCUCCGUGGCUGUGUUUGCCUUGGUUUAAAAUAAUGUAGCAAUCCAUUUUGUUUUAUUUCUUGGGCAAUGAUUUGCAAUCAUAGUAGUUCUGGACUGGACAUUGUUGUGGAAAAAUAGACUCAAAAUAUAAAAUACUGCAAACCCAGUAUC